CUUUGCAAUAGUUGCUGUGCUAAUCUAUUGUGUAUAAUUUUGAUGUUGUGACUGACAAACUUCAUUACGCAUGCGCAAUGUUUAUUUGAUUGAUGAAGAUUUGAUGAUGAAUCUAAAUGAACAUAUGGUUUAUGGCAACAAUCUUCCAGCUCUGGAAUGGCAAUUCUUCAACUGGAAGUGGGUUGUUUUCGUCCAACGUCAUGUCGUUGCAAGAUUUCGAGCUAGAGCAGCUUGAAAAUGGAAUUAUCGAAAAUCCUUCGGCAUACGACAGCAGGGGAGCAACACCAGAUGGAGACAGGCAGCAAGGGUCUGUCGAUGAGGAUGUAGAAGAGAUGGAGCGGUUGAGGCAGACACAGAAGAGUGUAUUGGACUUCCUUCCCAGUUGCCAGCUGUCAACAGCGGAGGUGUCUCUUCAACGACGACGAACAAGGAAGUCCAAACAUCGCGCUCGCAUGUCACCCUAUGACAGGAAGAUAAGCUCAGGAUCAUUUGUUGGGGUGGAACAGUUGGAUGGGCCUGGAGAUGAUCAACUGCAUCCUGGACAACAGGAGCUGAAACGAAAGGCAACAUUGAAAAAAACGUCUACAAAGAUGACUGACAAACGAGCCACUAUGAAACAGAUGGGAGAUUCCCAAGCAAGACAAGAAGGAAGGCUCACACGUUGGAAAGAGUUUCGCUAUAGACUGUCUGUGGGUUGGAAACACUUCAAAGACAGAUUUCGAGAAUGGAAGUAUCAUCUCACUUUUUGGGGAGGUCACCUCAAGCAAGUUGAGAGUCUCUUUGGUACUGGAGUUGUUUCCUAUUUUAUCUUUCUUCGAUGGGUUUUUCUUACCAAUGUGCUACUUGGUUGCUUGUGGUUCUUCUUUGUAUUUAUUCCUCAUGUUUCAAUCAGUGUGAGCCCACAAAACGCGAUGACUGUCAGUCAGGCUGACAUUGAUAACUGUAUUGCAAAUGUCAAUCUCGAUAAAUCGUGUGGUUUACACAGCGAAAUAAACAGCAAACUGGACUGUUUGAAUCAAGCAGCAAAUAGUACAGAGGCAGCAACAUUGAAGUGGUACCAUUAUGUUGCAACUGUAUUUACUGGAGCGCCUCCUCUUGAAAACACUGCUCUAUUUAUGGGAGCUUAUGAGAACACUGAGCUAGAUAUCAGCGGAAGUGGUAAUUAUGACCUUCCUCUUGCGUACGUCAUCAUUGGUGGUCUCUUCUUCUUUAUCAGUUUAUUUCUUAUCGUAGUCAAAAUGGCUAGAGCAUAUCAGCAGAAUUUUGUUGAGGGUUUGUCAACAGGGAGAAAGAGUCCUUUCUUUAACUUGGUCUUUGCUGCAUGGGACUACAGUAUUACUGAUACUGAUGCAGCAAAAAUGAAGCAUCUCAGUCUAAAGAAGGAUUUAGAGGAAGUGAUCAACACUCAUCGUGCUGAGGCACAACACAGGACCCUUAAAGAGUUCUUAUGGAUUUGGACUGUUCGUUUCGUUAUCAAUUUUGCAAUUCUGGGUUUGUUAGCUAUGGCUGGUGCAGCCAUUUACUAUGCUGCUGAGGUUUCACUCGAGGCAUCUGUUGAGCAGGUUGAUCUCACGUCUUUCAAUUUUCGACUGAUUAUUAAACAAUUGGCCGCUUCUCUCACAAUUUCUGCAUUCAAUGUUAUUUACCCGUUCAUUUUUGAGCGUCUGGUUGUCUAUGAGCAAUACACCAGUCCUGUAACUGAGUUCACAUUGACGAUAUUUCGCAGUGUUGCUGUCAGAGUGUCUGGCCUUGUUGUGCUGAUGGCGACAGUACUGAGGCAAGUGGCGUGUUCUGACGACGUGGAAGCAUGUGGGAGAGUGAUAGAGACGGGAUAUUAUACGUUUAACACAAGCAUUGAAGCGUACGUCGAGAUGCAAGUAAACUGCAAAUUGUGUUGGGAGACAUACGUCGGUCAAGAAGUGUAUCGCGUUCUUGUUAUCGACUUUUUGUUCGAUACAAUUUCUACUAUUGGUGUUCAAUCCAUUCGCCACUUGCUUGCUAAGAAGGUUGAAAUUGUUAGAAGAAAACUGGGAAAGCCUGAGUUCGUUAUUGCCAAGAGUGUUCUUGGUCUUGUUUAUGCCCAAGCUUUGAUUUGGCUGGGCACGUUCUAUGGUCCUCUCAUAUCGUUAGUUGGUUGCAUACAGUUGUUUGCGACAUUCUACAUAAAGAAGUGCAGUCUGGUUUGGAACUGUAGGCCAUCAUCGCGAGCAUACAGAGCCUCUCGCACCAACAUCUACUUUUUGUUCCUGCUCCUUCUUGCUUUGUUUGGCUGUUUGAUUCCUGUCGGUUACAGCAUGGUGCAAAUACAGCCAUCACAGACAUGUGGCCCUUUUAGGAGUCAGAGACGUGUCUACAGUGUUGUGUCUAAAGAAAUUGAUAAGUCACCAUCAUGGUUUCAGGGAGUAGUUGACUAUAUUGGAUCAGCGGCGUUUGUCAUACCUCUCAUUGUAUCAAUCUGCCUUGUUGCUUUCUACUUCUACGCUCUUUCCAAAGCCUACAAGAAGAGCAUUGCAAUACUGAACCAUCAGCUUCUAAUGGAGGGUAGAGACAAGCAGUAUCUCAUCAAAGCUGUCGCCCAUCAAGAGCGGAUGUUAAAUGAACCUGCGGGGGUCAGACGAAUUGCAGAGAUUCGCGGCUUAGUGACCACAGACGAUGACAGUCUGCAAGGAUCACUUCGGCGGUCGCCCACAUCGGCUACCCAAAUACACGUUAAGCCGCAAGGUAGUGCAAACUAAUUGAUGAGGAACGUGGCCUUAGUAAGCAAGUUAAAGUACUGGAAAUAUUUUGUUGUUAUAUUUAUAUUCUAAGCUGCUGCGCGUAAUGUCAUGAACUCAAGCGGUAAGUCGUCCCUUGUUUAGUGAAAGUGAUUGUUCCUCUUGUAAUCGUUAACUCGACACCAAUUGAGUCCAUACUUUAUGCCCCA
Messenger RNA from Corticium candelabrum, 2923 nucleotides. Its product is annotated as transmembrane channel-like protein 7. The transcript has 18 exons. The coding region runs from base 117 to 2735 and encodes 872 amino acids. Lineage: Eukaryota; Metazoa; Porifera; Homoscleromorpha; Homosclerophorida; Plakinidae. Gene Ontology annotation, molecular function: mechanosensitive monoatomic ion channel activity. The record is from RefSeq and is a predicted model, not a curated record. Gene Ontology annotation, cellular component: plasma membrane.